UGUGAACUUCAGGUGAACUUUGGGUGAAAUCGCCCAUCCUCCAGGCAACUUUCCACCCUGGACUCUCACCGUCUUCCAUCCCCCAACGACGGCCAGCAUGUCGAGCGUCAAGCGUCGGUCCGCUCGACAGCGUGCCGAGCGCAAACGCUCCAUCUACCACGAACCCGAUUCCGACGACUUUGAUGAAGGGGACGGUGACAGUGAGCACGAGUACCAACCAGAAGCAGAGGCUGCUGCAGGCCCCUCUCAGCCACAGCGCUCGAGAAAGCGACGCAAGACCUCCCGCCGGGCGAAACCCGAGACUCGCGCCGCCACAAAGCGGAAAGAUCGGUUCAAACCGCGGCCGCUGGGGUGGAUGAAGAAGAGGAGGGGAAAUGGAGGCUCGGCGGCAGGCGACAAGAGCAAAGAGGAUGUUGGACGGAAGUUCACCGGGCCUAGUGAUGGAAAGAUCCCGGAUUGGACAGGCUUGCCUGCUGAAGUGCUGCGCAACAUCUUCAUCUUCGCAUCGCAGCCUAUGCAGGAACAAACUACGACGGCGAAGGCCAACGCUACGUGGCUCAUACGAGCUGCGCGGACAUGUCGAGCCUUUGCAGUACCAGCACUAGAGGCUUACUACGAGUCGCCUCUCCUCCACACGAGUCUGCAGCCGCACAACCUGCUAGAUCUGGUCAAGGCGCCACAGGACUCGCUCUACAUGAGCUACAAGUACCGAAUCAAGAGCGUGAUCCUCGACAUCACACGCCUCGUAUACGUUGCACACAACAAAAGGCCAUUCCAGAUAUCUGGUCUACUGGAAGAGCUUCCGCGCUUGCAACACUUGGAAAUUGUACAUCCGAUCGAUAGUCCACCGUACCGACUUCAGUAUAAGUGCCAGCGCUGGGAGUACCCGGUCGAGUUUGUUCAAUCGUUGGACGCGGCAGGCUCAAGACUCAGAAGUUUCCGCUGGACAAGAGACAUGGUUCCCAUCCAAAUGACAAAUGAUCUCUCGAACAUGUACAGCUGGAUGACUCAGGUUCAUCUGAGCAAGUCUUUCGAAUACCUGGAGCGUCUCGUGGUUUGUGGGUUCGAUUUCAAAAACAGCGCCUCGGAACCCCCGGACGAUGCUUCUGCCAGACCGCACGCAUUAGCAACGACAAUUUCGACACUGCAACACUUGAAAGAUCUGACGCUCAUCUCAUGCGACAUCGUCAUGGAAGAUUUUCUGGAGCAUAUUCCAAACAAUCUCCAGCGACUGGAGUUGAGUAAUUGCCUCGAGGUUACGAGCGAGCUACUACUCAACUACCUCGCCACGGGUGGCUCGCAGCUUCGCGAGCUCGUCCUCAAUCAUAAUGCAGCCCUGAGUCUUGCCUUUCUCCAACAGCUCAGAGCGCUGUGCCCUCGGCUGGAGGUCCUCAAGAUGGAUCUGACCUAUUACAGCGAGCGCAUCACUUUCAACGACGCCAUUGCGUUCUACGAUCACCUUCUGACCGACGAUCAGGUCCCCACUUGGCCAUCCACACUACGCCAUCUCGAGCUCAUUCACCUCCAGAAAUGGGAGGCAGAGGCCGCUCAAAACUUGUUCCGCUCCUUGGUGGAGGGCGCGAAAGAUCUGCCGGACCUGCGACAUCCGGUUAUACAUGCGCACAUCAAUAUUCCCUGGCGCGACCGUGCGGGCUUCCGGGACCAGUGGAUCGAACGCUUGCACAGAGUCUAUCUCCGCAAGAAAGAAGAGCCCAACCCCAAUCUCGGAUCACUGAGACAAUUUAGGUUGUGGAGAGACGCGGUGCACCGUGAUCGAGAAGCAGAGAGAGUAGAAGUCACCCCCGGCUCCGCGAGCCGCAGAUUCUCUCACGUCAGAGUCACACCUCGCAAAGUACCAGCAGACGCAGCUGCAUAUUCAGACGUCGAGUCGCCCGCACCCACCUCAGCCCGCAGAGGACCCCGCCGCAGCGUCCGAGUCGCAGAAAGCCAGUCCGCAUCCACCGCAGCGGAGGAGUCAUCCUCGUCGUCCGAGGACGAGUCCGAUGGAGACUGGCGCAAGCAGCCAGAAAGCUUCAUCCAAGGCCUAUGCGAUAAGGUCGAGAUUAGCAUUGACAAUCAGCGGCCGCGGGAGAAUCAGUACACCGAGGCGAAUUUCCUUGACAGCGAGCCCAGUGGCGACGAAGACUGGCGUGAGGGCGCGGACGUCAGUGAUGAUGAGCGGUAUGCCUGGUGACUACCUGCGCAUCGGGGGAUCAAAUUGAAACGAUCUUGGCUGAAUCGGCGGUAGAAGAGGAGUGUGUCGGAUCGAGAGAUUGCUAGGGUCGUGAAUGGUCUCCUGAUGCGAAUUGAUGAUCUCCAGGAAGGAUGGGAGUUUGUGAAGUUGCCGAUUCAUUGACGAUGGGCGGACAUGUGCGAUAUUGAUCCAUGAAUUAUGUACUUUGACGAACACCUACCAACCCCUAAAUUACUGUUGUCGUUCGAGUGUGAAGCCCAGCGCUUCAACGAUUGGU
Neohortaea acidophila is the source of this 2471-nucleotide messenger RNA. RefSeq lists its product as uncharacterized. The coding region runs from base 98 to 2194 and encodes 698 amino acids. The transcript has a single exon. NCBI's taxonomy places the organism in Eukaryota, Fungi, Ascomycota, Dothideomycetes, Mycosphaerellales, Teratosphaeriaceae. The record is from RefSeq and is a predicted model, not a curated record.